Messenger RNA from Sinocyclocheilus grahami, 3495 nucleotides. RefSeq names its product gamma-butyrobetaine dioxygenase-like. Lineage: Eukaryota; Metazoa; Chordata; Actinopteri; Cypriniformes; Cyprinidae. The record is from RefSeq and is a predicted model, not a curated record. The transcript is spliced from 8 exons. Gene Ontology annotation, biological process: carnitine biosynthetic process. Gene Ontology annotation, molecular function: iron ion binding; gamma-butyrobetaine dioxygenase activity. Gene Ontology annotation, cellular component: mitochondrion. Bases 132 to 1433 code for a protein of 433 amino acids.
UACAGUGCAUCUGACCCUUCACCCACUUCCAGCACUGAGUUCUCACGCUUCUCAGCGCUAUAUAAGGCUGAAAUAACCGAGCCUACCUUACCCACGGCUUCACGACUAGCAGCAGCCACUCACAAAUCAGGAUGUUAUCCUAUCUUACUCGCUGGAUGUCCAGAGGUGCUUUCCAGGCACUGAAGGGGGCAAGCAGUCGGCCUCAACUGGUCAAGACACCUCAUAUUGGGAAUCAGACUCUGGCAGCGGCUCCUCUGCCCUUCACUGGGGGGAGUCCAAGAGUAAGGCAGGCCCGGGCACUGGACCAGGAGAGACUACUGCAGAUUGAUUGGGAUGAUGGAAGUUGUAGUUUGUAUCCAUUCACCUGGUUAAGGGAUAACUGCCAGUGUCCUCACUGCACACUGCAGUCCGCACAAGCACGCUGUCUGCUGUACACAAAUCUGGACGUGCACACUGGAAUGGACCAAGUACAGCUGAUGGACAAUAAGGUGUCCAUUACUUGGCCUGAUCAGCACAGUAGUGAGUUUGAUCCUGACUGGCUGAAGAAACGGUGUUUUUCCUCUGAGGCAAGACAGGCUCAGCAAGAGGAGCUCUUCCUUAAUGAGCGUGAAUACUGGGAUUCAAGUCUGCAGAUCCCUACAGCUGACUUUGAGGAAGUUCUACAUGAUGACAAGGCUGCCCUGGCCUGGCUAGAGGCUCUGAGACGCAUUGGCAUUGUCUACCUGAGGGGGGCGCCAGCAGAGCAGGGCCAGGUGGCCAGACUGAGUCAGAGGAUUGGCUAUCUACGCCUCACCUUUUAUGGACACACAUGGCAAGUGCAGGACAAGCCCAUGGCUAACAAUGUUGCCUACACUUCUGGAGAAUUGAGCCUGCACACAGAUUACCCUGCUCUGCACCAUCCACCUGGAGUGCAGUUCCUGCAUUGUGUCCGUCAGGCUGCUCAGGGCGGAGAGAGUGAAGUGGUUGAUGGGUUUCACAUGGCGGAGCAGCUCCGCAGGGAGGAUCCUGAGGCGUUUAACAUCCUCUCCUCGCUCAGGGUGGAUUUCACAGACAGCGGUGCUGACUACUGUGACUUCAGCGUGCAGUCCAAAAACCACAUUAUAGAUGUGGACUCUGAGGGUCGGGUGACGAGGAUCAACUAUAACAACGCCACACGAGACUCGGUGCUGGAUAUGCCUGUGCAUCAGGUUCAGCCCUUCUACUCGUCUCUAAAGGCCUUUGUGGAGCUGCUCAGCAGGCCUGAAAACGUGUUCACAUACAGAAUGGAACCAGGUGACUUGGUGACUUUUGAUAACUGGCGUCUGUUGCAUGGCCGAAAGAGCUACCUGUCACGAGGUCAGAACUCCAGACAUCUUGAAGGAGCAUAUCUGGACUGGGAUGAGGUCAUGUCCCGUCUCAGGAUCCUCCGGAAAGCUGUCCGUGGAGAUAGGUAGACACUUCUCUUCAUCCUCCACACUACAGUGACAGUUAUGAUAGGAAGCAAAGUUGAUGUCUAAUCCGUACUCUGGAUUUAGGCUAGCGUUGCUUCGUGAUAACUUUAAAAACAUCUCUUCACUGUAGAAAGCUUCAGGGCCUAGGGAUAUUUUCUGUUGGGCAUAUAAGUUUUGGCAAGUGGAUAUUUGUUAAUAUAAUACUAUAAUUGCUUUUUUUUCUGAAGGGGUCUUGGAGUCUUCAGCUCUUAGAAAGUGCAGUCAUUUUCUUUGUCUUGACGUAUUACUUGUUCUUUGGUAAAAGGGACAGUUUGCCAGAGGUAAUUUGGUUUUAGUCUUCAUAUGCUAAUGACGAUCACAAGUGAUGGUGAAAUUUUGUUUAAAACUAAAUAUUUAGCAUAUGUAUGGACAACUGCCCAAAAUAUGGUUCUAGUUUGAACUAAUUCAGUGGGUUCAUUCUAAAGCACGAAUGUUUUCAUCAGUUAGUCCAUGUUGUAACAAAAGUGACAUCUCUGGCACAGUUUGAGAUUUAGUUUGUGAUGUAUAUAAUUUUCCCUUUUAUGUAUUUCACAUAUGGUGUCAACAGAACUAAACGUUUUUAGCCAACCUUUGUUUUUUACAGGGAUUAUUGUUUCAACGGUCAGUACUUUUCCCUCUCCUCCACACAAACAUUCUUGUAAGACCAAUCAUGAUUAAUGGUAGUUGGUAGUUUCCCCUUUUAUUCUCUAAUGAACCAUACAGUUUAUAUUUGCUUGUAUUGUAAAUAGUAGUUUGGACAAUAAUGAGACAUUGACUCUUAAAGAGAAAAAUGUUUUUGUGGUACAAAAUCUUUUAUAAGCUGAUGUCCAAAACAAAGUGUCAACAAAGUUUGAUAUACUGUAUGGAGAUCGGGUAUUUCAUCAGUACUUGUAUACUGAUUAUAGACCAGUAGACCUUAAGCUCUUUGAUACUUGAAAAGGCCUCAAAUAUGAAAAUUUUAAAGAAAGAAAAACUGGCCAAUUUGUACUAAAUGCAGUAACAAUGCAAAUAUAGCUUAUGUGGCUAAUGACUGUAAUUAGCAAAUUAGUUGCAAACCAGCUAUAGCCUAAUUUUUUUGUAAAUACAAAAUGUCGAUAUUUAAAAAGCUCAGGAUUUUGAGCACCUCCGGUAGGCUUUUUUGGAUGGGCCUCUAUGUAACAAUGCAAUGUUUAUAAAAAAAAUAUGCUGGAAUUGAAGUGUUUCAAUGAUUUAGGAGGACGCUGACAGAGAUUAUUUUUUUCCCCAAACCCCAAAAUGUAUAGUGGUGAUUAUUGUGUUAUGACAAUGUUAUAUUUAUAUUUGAUGAUUUUAUAGUUAGUUAUCCAUUUAAAGUAUUUGACAAAUGGCUUUUUAAAAGCACAAUAAACUUAGUUUUUAUAUGGUCAGAAAAAAAUCCCUUAAUAGAUAAAUUUAUUAUGUGACCGCUGAAUAUUAAUUGUAAUUCAUGCAGUAACAAUAUGCACACUCACAGAAUCGGGUCGGACAUCUUUUAUUUCCAUAUUGCCAAAGCUGUACAGGUUCUAUAAAUAUUUUUAAAUGCUGAAAUAUUUACAUCCAUGUCUCUAUUUUUUUCCUUUCCCUCUUGUUCUAAACAAUAGGCUAAAAUGAAAGCCCAAAUAAUGUGCAACUGUAUCUCUCACACUUUCAAACAACAUACCUGAUCCACUGUCCAACUCAAAACAUCCGUUUUAGGAGACUUGGACUCUGGGAAAUCAGUUUUGUGCUAUUUACAUCUCUAAACCAAUACUGAGUGGGCUCAAGUCCAUUUACAGUCUGCAUACAACAACUCAAUUGAAUGGAGAUGCAAAACAACACUUCAUACAUUUAAAUUAUUAAAAAUGUGAGCAAAACAUAAAAGAACAUUAAAAUAUGUAAAUGUGACAGCUGUACUGCCAAAUCUAGUAGUCAAAAAGAGAUGAAACGAGAAAAUCUGCACCUCUAUGAACAGACACAAUCUCUUGCCAUCUGUGUUUCUAACACAAACACACACAAUCCCACAGACACACACAAACGGGAAGAGGACACUUCAAACAGGACAUUUUGGACA